AUGGAGCUGAAGAGUGUGACUGCCACCGGAGCUGAGGGCUACAGAAACACUGGCUUCCAGGUCCCAGAGCCCUUGUUAGAUGGUGGCCUGGGUGCUUGCGCCAGUGCAGCAGAGCUGACAUUCAUUCAACAUGAGAAACUACAUGAACAGAUGCCAGCAACUCCCUGGAAUUCAGGGUCACUAAAUGAACUUUUAGGCAUUAGCAAAGAAAGGAACAAAGAAGGUUCCUGCUUCCAGAGCCAACAUAACUGCCACAAUCAGAAAUGGGGCCAAGCAUUGGCCUUCAUGGUAGCUAUAUCUUAUAGCUUUGGUGGAGUGGUGCCACCAAGUGGACAUUCCAUGCAGCAACCACUAGUGUCCAGUUUACGAAGUUUCAGAUUCUGCCACCAGGUGGCAGGAAUAAUCAGCAUCAAGAAGCUGAAGCUCCUCAGUGAAGAAGACCUCCACGAAUACCAGAACACAUCAGGAAACAACAACUCGCUAAGAAGUAGAGUUGCGCAAAACAGAGAACACGUAAAUGCCAAACAGAGUGAAGAGCAGGUCACCAUUGAGCAGGAUUCUCCAAGAAACAAGGACAAUGAGGACGGUGAUCAAGAGACACAUCAGAAAGGGUACCUGGCAAGGAAGUAUGUCACGGUGUGUGAUUUUUGUAGGAAACACAAGACCAUCUUUCGAUACAUCAUCUGGGGCAUCUUAUUGGCAGGUUACUUGGCAAUGGUGAUUGCAGCCUGUGUGCUGGACUUUCACAGAGCCCUUCCUCUUUUCGUGAUCACCGUGGCUGCCAGCUUCUUUGUGGUCUGGGAUCACUUAAUGGCCAAAUAUGAACAUCGAAUUGAUGAGUUCCUAUCUCCUGGCAGAAGGCUUCUGGACAGCCAUUGGUUCUGGCUGAAGUGGGUGAUUUGGAGCUCACUGAUCCUGGGGAUCAUUUUCUGGCUGGUCUUUGACACCGCCAAACUGGGCCAACAGCAGCUGGUGUCCUUUGGCGGGAUUAUCAUGUACAUUAUCCUGCUAUUUCUAUUUUCCAAGUACCCAACCAAAGUUUACUGGAGGCCUGUCCUUUGGGGAAUUGGGUUGCAGUUUCUUCUUGGGAUCUUAAUACUAAGGACUGAGGCUGGAUUUAAGGCUUUUGAUUGGUUGGGCAAACAAGUUCAGUAUACCAACGCUGGUGCUAUAUUUGUCUUUGGUGAGAAAUACACAGACCACCUCUUCGCAUUUAAGGUCCUGCCGAUCGUGGUUUUCUUCAGCACUGUCACGUCCAUGCUCUACUACCUUGGAUUGAUGCAAUGGAUCAUUAGAAAGAUUGGAUGGAUAAUGCUAGUUACUAUGGGAUCAUCUCCUAUUGAAUCUGUGGUUGCUGCCGGCAAUAUAUUUGUUGGACAGUCCGAGUCUCCACUGCUGGUCCGACCGUAUUUACCGUACAUCACCAGAUCCGAACUCCACGCGAUCAUGACUGCUGGGUUCUCUACCAUUGCUGGAAGUGUCUUAGGCGCAUACAUUUCUUUUGGGGUUUCAUCCACCCACUUGUUAACUGCAUCAGUUAUGUCAGCACCCGCAUCACUGGCUGUUGCUAAACUCUUUUGGCCUGAGACAGAAACACCUAAAAUAACCCUCAAGAAUGCCAUGAAAAUGGAAAAUGGUGAUUCGAGGAAUCUCCUAGAAGCUGCAACACAGGGAGCGUCCUCAUCCAUCUCUCUGGUGGCAAAUAUCGCUGUAAACCUGAUUGCCUUCAUUGCCUUAUUAUCUUUUAUGAAUUCAGCCCUGUCCUGGUUCGGAAACAUGCUUGACUACCCACAACUGAGUUUUGAGCUAAUAUGCUCCUACAUCUUCAUGCCCUUUUCCUUCAUGAUGGGCGUGGACUGGCAAGAUAGUUUUAUGGUUGCCAAACUCAUAGGUUAUAAGACAUUCUUCAAUGAAUUUGUGGCUUAUGAGCACCUCUCAAAAUUGAUCAAUUUAAGGAAAGAAGCUGGACCCAAAUUUGUAAAUGGCGUGCAGCAAUAUAUGUCGAUCCGUUCUGAGACAAUUGCCACUUAUGCUCUCUGUGGCUUUGCCAAUAUCAGUUCCCUAGGAAUAGCGAUCGGCGCACUCACAUCCAUGGCUCCUUCCAGAAAGCGUGACAUCACUUCAGGGGCAGUGAGAGCGCUGAUUUCAGGGACCAUAGCCUGCUUCAUGACAGCCUGCAUCGCAGGCCUACUGUCUGGCACCCCUGUAGACAUCAACUGCCAUCACAUUUUAGAGAAUGCCUUCAACUCCAGUUUACCUAGAAAUACAACCAAUGUAGCAUCUUGUUGCCAGAGUCUAUUGAACAGCUCUGUUGUCAACGGUCCCGGCCAGGUCAUCCCAGGAGGAAACCACAGCUUGUAUUCUUUGAAAAACUGCUGCCAGUUGUUGAGUCCAUCAACACUGAACUGCAGUUGGAUUCCUAAUGCAUUCUGA
Messenger RNA from Pteropus alecto (black flying fox), 2433 nucleotides. RefSeq names its product solute carrier family 28 member 3 (gene SLC28A3). Gene Ontology annotation, biological process: pyrimidine nucleoside transport; purine nucleoside transmembrane transport. Gene Ontology annotation, molecular function: pyrimidine- and adenosine-specific:sodium symporter activity; purine-specific nucleoside:sodium symporter activity. The transcript is spliced from 22 exons. NCBI's taxonomy places the organism in Eukaryota, Metazoa, Chordata, Mammalia, Chiroptera, Pteropodidae. The record is from RefSeq and is a predicted model, not a curated record. Gene Ontology annotation, cellular component: membrane. The coding region runs from base 1 to 2433 and encodes 810 amino acids.